AUGCAUAAGCAACGUGCUACACACCACAUUCAAAAUGAAUCCAGUGCAGUUCAGACUAGCCUGCUUUAUGGAUCCGAAGAAGGGCGAGAAUUCAUUCACAGCCUAUCCAGUCCAUCCACACGACAUAUAAAGUCACAGGCGACAUGUUGGUAACAUGUCAGCAGUAAAUAAUAUCAACCUGCUUUUGUUUUAAAGAAUGGAGAAUUUACUAUGGAGGUUUGUUUCUCCUCAAGGGCCCCUUGUAAUGGCUGUAGAGUGAGUCACAUUCCCCCAGGGCUCACAAGUCUCUAGCAUGUCCAGUUGUGUUGGAGCAGAAUUUCACAUUACUGCGCAGUGUGCAGGCUAUUCUUGUCCUUCAUUGACAAUCCAGUCAACCUUUCAAUAAAUGAGAAGUUGAGAAGACUCUCAUAAAAUCGUUGAUACAAGUGACAUCAAACAGUACCACAGAUUAACAGUUAAGCUUCCUCAUUAAGUCGGUUCUUUGAUGUCCACCCUUUAGAACUGACUGUUGUUUUUUUUUACAUCGAACUGAGUUGAGAGUCGAACACUGUUCCUAGAAAUCUGUCGACAAUUUGAACGUCUUCAUUUUGUAUAAUGCCAGCUAUAAUUGACUUUCUCUACACUCAAAUGCUAGCUGUAAGCCCCUGAAUUAAAUCGUGUGUGGCUCCCAGUAAUAUCGGAGUGUAUGGGUCUGAGUAUAUUAGUAAAGGGUUUACAAUAAAUAUUAAAUGCAAAACACAUAGAGGUGCAAAAUAUGUGUUUUUAAUUUAGUAAAAAGGUACUCUAUGACAUUCUGAACCUAAUGUUAAACUCAAGGAUCAUGUUAAAAAUAAUUAGACAUAAUACGUUUUGACUCUAUAGACCGACACUAUUUAAAUAAAUCAAUAAAUCAAUCACGCAAUCAAUCAUUAAUCAAUCGAUCAAUCAAUAACGGGCAUACAAAUAAAGGUUAACCUAAAUCAGAAUUAGACAAUUCUUAUUUAGCCUACCUUCAGGCAAUGAAGAUUAAACCAGUUUAAAUGCCUGGAAAACAUUGAAGAGAUCAUUUAAAUACAUUAGCCCAGCCUCCUAGACACGCUUGCUUUUUGUCUUUGUGCUGAAUAUGAACCAAUGAAGCCUGGCUGUGGUGACAUCUUCCUAUAUUGUGGUCAGAAGUUGACGGGGUGGUGCAUGAAUUGCUGGUGCCAAUUUAAUCACACUGAGACUUGAGACAAGAAGUGAUCUCUUUGUAAUGGAGUCUGAAGAGGUGCAGAGUGAUGUUUCCCAGGAGCCAGUAGCCAGUGAGGUCCACAGAAAGACUGGGAGCCAGGAUGCCCCGGAGUUAACGAUGGCUGAAUCCAGCGCUCAGUGUGAAGCGGGUGCCAGGCAAGACAAAGGUGCUGAGGUGGGGGAGAAGUCCUUUGUGUCGAACCUGCACGGUUUCAUGAAGGAGAGAGGAACGGCCAUAGAGAGGAUCCCCCACUUGGGCUUCAAGCAGAUCAACCUUUGGAAGAUAUAUAAAGCUGUUGGGAAUCUUGGAGGUUAUGACUCAGUGACCGCACGGCGUCUGUGGAAGAGCGUCUACGACGACCUGGGAGGGAGUCCCGGCAGUACCAGCGCAGCCACCUGUACCCGCAGGCACUACGAGAGGCUGGUUCUGCCGUUCGACAGACACCUGAGAGGAGAGACAGACAAGCCUCUGCCGCAGGGUAAACCCCGGAAACAGUACCGGAGGAACAUGGAGAAGGCCGGCAAAGAACGAGGGAAGAGGAAGACUGUCCGUAUGGAGAAGGAGCUCCGUGAGGCCCAGAGGAUAACCAAAGCUACAGUGCAAGUUGAGGCUGGAACUCAGGCAUAUGCAGCUCCAUGGCCCAUCUCCAGACCCCCGCUGAGCUGCCCGCAGACCAACCGAGAGCCUGCCGUUGUUUGUACUGCGGCUUACGACGGCUCCAGAUCACUCUGCGUCCCGCUUCCUGCGUCACAACCGUUGAGCGAUCACAUGGUCUCUCCUCCUGGCAUGGGCCUCUCUCCCCUGGAGAAGAAGAAAAGGAUGGCCCAGGCCAGCCUCAGCCAGCCUUCACACCUCCAGGACGAUGAUAAAGACAGGCCCAGUGUCAUCCACCGCCCCCUGCCUCAGGCCACGCAGCUUCCCGCUCCCAAGUGCACCACCUUGGAGGACUCUCCGAGGCCUGUGUCCACCUCUUCUUCCCGCUGCUCCUCCCCUCACUCCUCCCUCUCCUCAGAGGACCUUCCAGCAGCCGCUGGAGGGAAGCCUGAACCAAACGGAGCAACGCCACGGCAAUACGUGACGCUGGUCAGUGGCAGGAGUCGCUUGGUUGCGGACAAUAAGUUCUGUAGUGCAAUCACCAAAGGACAAGUCAUUCCUUUCCCUGGCACCCAAUUACUGAAAGCGGACGCCAUCGGAAAUGAGAACAAAGACUCUGUAUGGAGAGCUGUCCCAAAGGUCAGCGGAAGAGAGUCUGCUCGCACUUGCCCAAAGGCGACAUCUUCCUCCUAUUUCGGCGUUCACACAAACUGGCCACCGGCACCUAACUCAAGUUUCACCAAAGUCCUUCCAAAACCAGCACAACCUCUCAAACCAACUCCUCUCCCGCGUGGUUAUAAAAUCGACCAAGGUUGGCCGACGCAGCCGCACGAUCAGUCGGUAAAGAAGCGACAUCACCUCCCUCCCUGGAUCUAUCAGACGUCGGAGAGGAGAGACAAAUCUAAGCGGUUUCUUACUAGCGAGCCUCGGCCCCUUCACGGUGGCAGCCAGCCCCCUCCGUCCUACCUCUUCACAGACUAUGGCAGGGCGGUCAGAGACAGUAUGCCUCAACCACCCCCCCUCCAAGCGUUUCUGCCAGAGAGAAUGAGGACGGCGCACUCCCAGCCUCUAUACCACCAAGCCCCGGUAGGGCUGAGUCACCCAGCCCACUUCUACUCUUACCCUUCUUACUACCUCUCUGCAUGGAGCGACCAGAGUGAAUACGCGCGAGCGGGGGUUUCUCCUCAGUCCGUUUAUCCUCGUAAACUUUGAUACUGUGCAGAAGAAGAAAGAGAAGAAAGAGAAGUAGAAGAAGAAGAGGGUUAAGUGGAAAGAGGGUUAACAUAGGUCCCUAUAGGUUGAUUAUGAGUCUACCUCUUUAACUGAAAAUGUGUUCUUUCUUGUGUGUUUGCUGCAAUAAUUUUGUUGAGCACAAUGAGUACAGUAAUACAGUAAUACAUGAGGCAUAUUGGCCGACUGAAUAUUAGGAAUUUGUUAAAUAUCCCUAUUUGAAAUGUGAGUUGAAUUGCAUUGGAAAUUAUAAUGUAAAUGUCUGCUUUAUGCCCACAUUAAAACCCAAUACUUAUUUUGAUGAUGUCAGCAUUCGUGAAUGGAAACUGGGGUUUGCAACUCAUCUUAAAAUAUAUUUCUUGGCAAUAUCAUCUUCUGCUUUCCAGUUCCAAAUAUCACGUCCAGGCACAAGGAUUUCCCUUCUGUUUAAAUUGUUAAGAAACCAAACCACCAGUAAUAAAAAUGGCAAAAUCCUCUA
Gadus morhua (Atlantic cod) is the source of this 3512-nucleotide messenger RNA. It is a transcript of the gene arid5a, whose product is annotated as AT-rich interactive domain 5A. The coding region runs from base 1232 to 3016 and encodes 594 amino acids. The record is from RefSeq and is a predicted model, not a curated record. The transcript has 7 exons. Gene Ontology annotation, cellular component: nucleus. Gene Ontology annotation, molecular function: transcription cis-regulatory region binding. NCBI's taxonomy places the organism in Eukaryota, Metazoa, Chordata, Actinopteri, Gadiformes, Gadidae. Gene Ontology annotation, biological process: regulation of transcription by RNA polymerase II.